This is a messenger RNA of Hylaeus volcanicus, 938 nucleotides long. RefSeq names its product ADP-ribosylation factor-like protein 2-binding protein. Gene Ontology annotation, biological process: maintenance of protein location in nucleus; positive regulation of tyrosine phosphorylation of STAT protein. Gene Ontology annotation, cellular component: mitochondrial intermembrane space. Lineage: Eukaryota; Metazoa; Arthropoda; Insecta; Hymenoptera; Colletidae. The coding region runs from base 129 to 641 and encodes 170 amino acids. The transcript is spliced from 6 exons. The record is from RefSeq and is a predicted model, not a curated record.
GGUGAUCUCAAUUCGAUUAUCGUUUCUAACCGCUGUUAACCUAUCGAUAUGAACAAUGGUUCCCCCUGUUCCUAACAAAUAAUAUCGUAAAUAUAAACAGUGCCUUAUUUUCGUUAUCAGAUUAAACUAUGUCUGGAGAACGAAUAGAUAAUAAUUUUUUAAUAAAUGCGGACGGAAAUUCGGGACAGAGUUCUAAAAAUGGGGAAGAUAAUCUUUUUGAUGAAAUUAUUGGUCACAUAGAAGAUAUUCUUUUAGAAGAAGAAUUUAACACCAUUCAAAAGAAAUUUUUAGACAUGUAUUGGAAUGUUUUUGAACCCAUAGAAGAGAACAAAUUAAUUUACACGGAUAUAUUUAACGAAUAUCAUAAGGCUGUGGAAAAUUACAUAGUUAACUAUUUACAAAAAGUCAUACCACAUUUUAAUAUAAACAAAUUCUUACAACUCUUAAGUAGUAGACAGACUGAAUUGGAAGGUGAAGUUUUUGAAGUAUUGUCAACAUUCACAGACUUUGUAGCUUUUAAAGAAAUGUUUCUUGAUUACAGAGCUGUGAAGGAAGGAAAAGUACAAGAUCUCAGUUCUGGAAUAUCUGUAACAUGUCUCAAAGUAUAUAAUAUGAAUGAAAUACAAAGCUCACCUAUAUAAAUUCUAAAUAAAAACAAACUAUCGGGUAUAUCUAAGGAAUAAAUUAUAUAUUUAUUAUUGACGUUUAUAAUGUUCAACAGUAACUGUUAGAAGACAAUACGUUUAUUAUGUUUACAAUUUAAUUUGCGUUUAAGUUACGGAAGUACAAAAAAUAUAUACACUAUAUCGAUAAUACUCUAGACAUUGAAGAAAUAAGACAAUGAUCGGUUUUGUAUCUCGCGAAUUCAGUACUUGCACAAACACGCCCAAUGUAUUAUUUAAAGUUCCAUGUCUAAAAUAAAUUGAUAAGAAACACUA